Spathaspora passalidarum NRRL Y-27907 is the source of this 1795-nucleotide messenger RNA. It is a transcript of the gene AUR1, whose product is annotated as inositol phosphorylceramide synthase. The coding region runs from base 196 to 1620 and encodes 474 amino acids. NCBI's taxonomy places the organism in Eukaryota, Fungi, Ascomycota, Pichiomycetes, Serinales, Debaryomycetaceae. Gene Ontology annotation, cellular component: inositol phosphoceramide synthase complex. Gene Ontology annotation, biological process: sphingolipid biosynthetic process; inositol phosphoceramide metabolic process. The transcript has a single exon. Gene Ontology annotation, molecular function: inositol phosphoceramide synthase activity. The record is from RefSeq and is a predicted model, not a curated record.
GUCUCCUUGUUAUUGACAAAUAAAGAAAAUCGGCAACAUCACAACUGCUACUAUUCUUCUCUUUCUAGCACAACCGCAACCACACAACACAGCAUUAAUACAUCGGAUAUACGUCAAGCAAUAGGUAAAAGAAGUUGAACAACCCACAACAACCGGAACUCACGGAGUAUAUAUAAAUAUAUAUCAACAAAUACUAUGGCUCGUAUAUUAAGAUUAACAAUGUUACCCCUACGUCCAAUCAAGUUAUUUCAGAGCUACUUCCUUCUGGAAAAGGCUCCAACUACAACUUUACCAGAUUUAAACACAGAUACCAGCAUCAAUACUUCCAUCCGCAAACUUCAGCAUCACCAAUGGUCGAAGGGGGAAAUACUCCAUUAUGGGUUCUUGACUUCAGUUUUCUCAUUUGUAUUUAUAAUAUUACCAGUAUCAUUUUUAGUUAAAUUCCCAAUUGCUAUUACAUUCAUUCUUUGUUUAUUGGUUCCUGCUACGUCCCAGUUUUUCCUUCAUGCAUUACCGGUGUUUGCAUGGUUGGCCUUGUAUUUCACUUGUUCCAAGAUUCCAAACACCUGGAAACCUGCUAUUUCCGUCCAAGUGUUACCGGCCAUGGAAACCAUCUUAUAUGGUGAUGAUUUAUCCAAUGUUUUGGCCACAAUAAACACCCGUGUGCUUGAUAUUAUUGCAUGGUUGCCUUAUGGUAUUUUACAUUUCAGUUUACCGUUUGUUGUUGCGGGCAUUAUCUUUUUAUUUGGCCCUCCAACUUCGUUACGUUCAUUUGCAUUUGCAUUUGGUUACAUGAAUUUAUUUGGGGUUAUUAUUCAAAUCCUUUUCCCCGCCGCAGCUCCCUGGUAUAAAAACAUUUACGGAUUGGAACCUGCCAAUUAUUCCAUGCAUGGAUCUCCCGGAGGAUUAGGCAGAAUCGAUGCUUUGCUUGGAAUUGAUAUGUACACCACUGGGUUUUCCAACUCUCCUGUUAUUUUUGGAGCUUUCCCAUCCUUGCAUUCGGGAUGUUCCAUUAUGGACGUGUUGUUCUUGUGUUGGUUAUUCCCUCGUUUCAAACCACUUUGGAUAUGUUAUGGGUGUUGGCUUUGGUGGAGUACUAUGUAUUUGACCCAUCACUACUUUGUGGAUUUGAUUGGAGGUGCCAUGUUAUCCUUUGUGGUGUUUGAAUUCACCAAGUACAAGUAUUUACCUGUAUGCGACCCCACCAAGUUUUGCAGAUGGUCAUACACGGAACUCAAGCAUAUUAACAUUAAUGAAAUCGAUCCAUUAUCACAAAAUUACAUUUACCAAAAUGAUGAUGAAAGCAGAUUAUACACGAGAAUUUAUCCUGAACAAGAACCAGCUGUGUCUGGCUCAUAUCCAUUGCAACCAAUUAUCCCUACUGGGCCCAUUGUUGUUCCACCAAUCCAGGAACAAGUUCAAGAAUCGUUUGAGAUGGCUACUCUUAGAGGUGUUAAUGAAGACGACGAUGAAGUGUCGUCGAAUGCUUCUAAUAGCCCUUCGGUUUUUGAAAAUGGACCUCUUUAUGUUUCUUCAAAUACAUCAUUAGAUGAGAUGGAAUCGUCUACAUCCAAUGGAACUAGUCUUCCUACUGUUAAGAAAUCAGUCAAGACAAGAUAAUAACUAAUAGAAUGAGAAAUUUGUAUAGUAAAUUCGUUUGAUGAAAGCAAAAGUUUCACCUUAAUACUAACCCAACCCUCAAUAACAUUACCUACCAAUUUUGCUUUAAAGAGAACCUGUCUUAAUAAUUAAUUUUAAUUUAAUUCAUUUAUAGAAAGUUUAAUGUUUGUAAAUU